UUUAAUAAGUUCAUGCAAAUAUCUGCACACGGAUGUUACAAAUUAAUAUGUUGUUGAAAUAUUAUUCCGUCGUGGUACUUUGUCUUUCCGUCGUCAACGGAGAACCGGAAGAACCUAAAUGUUUUUCGAGGUUUGACUAUGACGAGAAAAUGUUAAUGAAACUGUUAAGAUUUGAAGACAAAGUUCAGAAAUUCGAGGAUUUUAUAAACGGAGUGAAGGCGCGAGAAGUCAAUGAAAAAGAGGAACGCGAUGAAUUGUUUGCAGCAGAAUUACAGAAAGUUGAAGAGUUUAAUAACGGAGCAAAGGUGCGAGAAGUCAAGGAAAAAGAGGAACGCGAUAAAAUAUUUGCUGCAGAAUUAGAGAAAGUUAAAGAGUUUAAUAACGGAGCAAAGGCGCGAGAAGCCAAGGAAAAAGAGGAACGCGAUAAAUUGUUUGCUGCAGAAUUAGAGAAAGUUAAAAAGUUUAAUAAUGAAGCAAAGGCACUAGAAGCCAAGGAAAAAGAGGCACGCAAUAAAUUGUUUGCUGCAGAGUUAGAGAAAGUAAAAAACUUUCAGAGGCUUAUAAAUGAAGUAAAGACAAGAGGAGAAAAGGAAAUAGAGGAACGUUCUAAGUUGUUUCUCGCAGAGUUGAAGAAAUACAAACAAGUGAAUGCGAAAGAAGUUGAACGACAGAAAAAUGUCACGUCAGAAAUGCUCGAAAGUGUGGCGAAUUCUAAGAUGGAGUUUGAAAACGUUCAUAAACAGAUAAAUGAGAGAGUGAAAGGGAAGGUUGUGGCUUUCACGGGGACAGCACCUAAGAUGGGUACUACAUCAAGAUCAAUGUCUUUUACAACUGUCAUUACAAACGUAGGGAACGCGUUUGAUACAUAGACCGGCAAGUUCACAUGUCCUGUAAGCGGGCUCUACUACUUUUCUUUACACAUCAUCAAAAAACGGUCAUCCAGUGUCGACCAGGCCGGAUGUUACAUUGAUCUGAACGGAUUAAAUAAAGUGAGAGCUCACAUAGAUCCACAGGACGGGGCUAAUGGUGCUGACAGCGGGAGUUACGGGGUUUCAACGUCGGUGUAUUUUAAUCUGAAGGUUGGAGAUGUAGUGACCAUACAGAGCUGUUACGGUACAGUACCAAACAAUGUAGAUCCAUGGACGUCAUUUAGUGGU
Molecule: messenger RNA, 1157 nt
Organism: Ruditapes philippinarum (Manila clam)
Lineage: Eukaryota; Metazoa; Mollusca; Bivalvia; Venerida; Veneridae
Product: calponin homology domain-containing protein DDB_G0272472-like
Exons: 2
Coding region: 33-869 (278 amino acids)
Source: RefSeq, a predicted model, not a curated record